Molecule: messenger RNA, 3427 nt
Organism: Lontra canadensis (Northern American river otter)
Lineage: Eukaryota; Metazoa; Chordata; Mammalia; Carnivora; Mustelidae
Gene: SEMA6B
Product: semaphorin 6B
Exons: 17
Coding region: 605-3304 (899 amino acids)
Biological process (GO): neural crest cell migration; axon guidance; negative regulation of axon extension involved in axon guidance
Molecular function (GO): chemorepellent activity; semaphorin receptor binding
Source: RefSeq, a predicted model, not a curated record
CAGGGGAGGAGUCAGGGAAGGAAGCUUUUAAGGAAGUAGAGGCCUGUCCCAUGGACACGUGGGAUCCGGGCAUCGGCUGAGUCACAAAUCCUGGAAGUUCAGGGUCAUAAAAAGGAAGUUCUGCUGGUCCACGCAAGGCCUUCCUGUUUUUUGGCCCUGAAUCCUCAGAGGCAGGCUCUCCAGGGCCAAAGUUCCCACAUCACCUUCACCUCCCAGGGUUCGGAAUCUUGGAGCUCUGAGGCCAAGACAGGGCAUAACAAUGUCCCUGCUGCUCAGACGGGGAAACUGAGGCACAGGGCUUGCCUGAGGCUCCCCAGAAGGACAAAGCUACAGGUUUCUCACUCAGGACCUCCAGACUGCACCCCCGCUGGUAGGGGUGUGGAGGGCUGGGUUCCAGAGGGUGAGUUCUGCUCACACUUCCACCAACCGAUCAUCACCCGGAGGGAGUCUCCACGCUGCACAGCCGGGCCGGUUCUUCAAAUACCUUGAACGGGAGCGGAAAGCAUGCUCGCUUGAGAGGUAGUGAGGUGCCUGUCACAGAGGUAAUCUAGCAGAGGUCAGAAAGGCUGGACUUGGUCUCAUUUCUCGUCGCCCCGACCUCGCCAUGCGGACCCUGCGAGCGCCCCCUCCUCGCCCGGCCCCACUGCUCCUACUGCUGCUACUGGGGGGAGCCAACGGCCUCUUCCCCGAGGAGCCGCCGCCACUUAGCGUGGCCCCCAGAGACUACCUGAACCACUACCCCGUGUUCGUGGGCAGCGGGCCGGGACGCCUGACCCCCGCAGAGGGUCCUGACGACCUCCACAUCCAGCGAGUCCUGCGUGUCAACAGGACCCUGUUCAUUGGGGACAGGGACAACCUGUACCGGGUGGAGCUGGAGCCCCCCACGGCCACGGAGCUGCGGUACCAGCGGAAACUGACCUGGCGCUCCAACCCCAGUGACAUCAACGUGUGUCGGAUGAAAGGCAAGCAGGAGGGCGAGUGUCGAAAUUUUGUAAAGGUGCUGCUUCUUCGGGACGAAUCCACGCUCUUUGUGUGCGGUUCCAAUGCCUUCAACCCCGUCUGUGCCAACUACAGUAUGGACACACUGCAGCCCCUUGGGGACAACAUCAGCGGCAUGGCCCGUUGCCCUUACGACCCCAAACAUGCCAACGUUGCCCUCUUCUCUGAAGGGAUGCUCUUCACGGCCACAGUUACCGACUUCCUAGCCAUCGACGCUGUCAUCUACCGCAGCCUGGGGGACCGGCCCACUCUGCGAACCGUGAAACAUGACUCCAAGUGGUUCAAAGAGCCCUACUUUGUCCAUGCGGUGGAGUGGGCCAGCCACAUCUACUUCUUCUUCAGGGAGAUCGCAAUGGAGUUUAACUACCUGGAGAAGGUGGUGGUGUCCCGCGUGGCCCGGGUAUGCAAGAAUGACCUGGGAGGCUCCCCUCGGGUGCUGGAGAAGCAAUGGACAUCCUUCCUGAAGGCGCGGCUCAACUGCUCUGUGCCCGGGGACUCCCACUUCUACUUCAAUGUGCUGCAGGCCGUCACCGGUGUCGUCAGCCUUGGGGGCCGGCCCGUGGUCCUCGCUGUUUUCUCCACCCCCAGCAACAGCAUCCCCGGCUCAGCUGUCUGCGCCUUUGACAUGACUCAGGUGGCCGCUGUGUUUGAAGGCCGCUUCCGUGAGCAGAAGUCCCCCGAGUCCAUCUGGACACCCGUGCCGGAGGAUCAGGUGCCACGGCCCCGACCCGGGUGCUGUGCGGCCCCCGGCAUGCAGUACAAUGCCUCCAGCGCCUUCCCCGAUGAGAUCCUCAACUUCGUCAAGACCCAUCCCCUGAUGGACGAAGCGGUGCCCUCUCUGGGCCACGCGCCCUGGAUCGUGCGGACUCUGAUGCGGCACCAGCUGACGCGAGUGGCUGUGGACGUGGGCGCUGGUCCCUGGGGCAACCACACCGUUGUCUUCUUGGGCUCCGAGGUGGGCACCGUCCUCAAGUUCCUCAUCUGGCCCAAUGCCAGCACCUCGGGCACCACUGGGCCCAGUGUCUUCCUGGAGGAGUUUGAGACCUACCGGCCAGACAGGUGUGGACGGUCGGGCGACGGCGAGGCAGGGCGGCGGCUCUUGAGCCUGGAGCUGGACACAGCCUCGGGUGGCCUGCUGGCGGCCUUCCCCCGCUGCGUGGUCCGCGUUCCCGUGGCCCGCUGCCAGCAGUACUCAGGUUGCAUGAAGAACUGUAUUGGCAGUCAGGACCCCUACUGCGGCUGGGCCCCUGAUGGUUCCUGUGUCUUCCUCAGCCCCGGCACCAGAGGCACCUUUGAGCAGGACGUGUCAGGGGCUAGCACCUCAGGCUUAGGGGACUGCACAGGACUCCUGCGGGCCAGCCUGGCGGAGGAGCGCGCCGGGCUGGUGUCGGUGAACCUGCUGGUGACGUCGUCGGUGGCGGCCUUCGUGGUGGGCGCCGUGGUGUCCGGCUUCAGCGUGGGCUGGUACGUGGGCCUCCGCGAGCGGCGCGAGCUGGCGCGCCGCAAGGACAAGGAGGCCAUCCUGGCGCACGGCGGCGGCGAGGCGGUGCUGAGCGUCAGCCGGCUGGGCGAGCGCCGGGCGGCGGGCCCCGGGGGCCGGGGCGGCGGCGUCGGCGGCGUGGUCGUCGGCGGCGUCGGCGGCGCCGGGGGGCCCCCCGAGGCCCUGCUGGCCCCCCUGAUGCAGAACGGCUGGGCCAAGGCCACGCUGCUGCAGGGCGGCCCCCACGACCUGGACUCGGGGCUGCUGCCCACGCCCGAGCAGACGCCGCUGCCGCAGAAGCGCCUGCCCGCGCCGCAUCCGCACGCCCUGGGCGCGCGCGCCUGGGAGCACGGCCACCCCCUGCUCCCGGCCUCCGCCUCCUCCUCCCUGCUGCUGCUGGCGCCCGCCCGCGCCCCCGAGCCGCCGCCCGCGACCCCCGCGCCCGGCGAGCCGGCCCCCGACGCGCGCCUCUACGCCCGGCCCGGCCGCGCCUCGCACGGCGACUUCCCGCUCACCCCGCACGCCAGCCCGGACCGCCGGCGCGUCGUGUCGGCGCCCACGGGCCCCUCGGACCCAGUCCCCGCCGCCGCCGCAGCCGCCGACGGCCUCCCGCGGCCCUGGAGCCCGCCGCCCACGGGCAGCCUGCGGAGGCCCGGCCCGCACGGCCCGCCGGCCGCAGCCCUGCGCCGCACGCACACGUUCAACAGCGGCGAGGCCCGGCCCGGUGGCGACCGCCACCGCGGCCGCCACGUUCGGCCCGGCACGGACUUGGCCCACCUCCUCGCCUACGGGGGCACGGACAGGACUGCGCCCCCCGUGCCCUAGGCCGGGGCCCGACGCCUCGGCGGUGCCAGCCACGGGAACCAGGAGCGAGAGAGCCGGCCCAGCUCCAGUGGGUGCUCAAGACCCCCGCCCCCGCCCGCGUGGGGGGCCCCUCGGCCACACGGA